Messenger RNA from Marchantia polymorpha subsp. ruderalis, 2289 nucleotides. NCBI's taxonomy places the organism in Eukaryota, Viridiplantae, Streptophyta, Marchantiopsida, Marchantiales, Marchantiaceae. The record is from the annotation of a GenBank genome assembly.
AGACGUUGAGCCCUAAACCCCCGCGCAGGAUGUGUCCCACAGGUCAGGUCAGGAGGAAGAAAAUUGCACGGGAAAUCGAAUGCAGUGGAGGUGGUCGACUGAAGGAAAGAAGGUUGAAGCUGAGGGCAGAUGACGGGCAGGAAAUUGUGAGCAAAUCUGUCGUGGGUGUCGUACGCAAGAGUGGAGUGGAGAUUAGUUGAGCUGAGCUGAGCUGAAUUUUGGAAAUGGCGUCGGUAGAGGUGACGGCGCAAAAGCACCAGGGCAAUGUGGUGCUGGUGCUGGAUUUCGGGUCGCAGUACACGCAUCUCAUCACUCGACGCAUUCGAGGAUUGUCGAUCGUUUCCUUCUGCCUUCCUGCGAAUGCAUCGUUUGACUCCAUCAAGGCGUUGAAUCCCAGCGUCAUUAUUUUGUCCGGUGGUCCUCAUUCUGUGCACGAAGAGGGUGCUCCUUCUGUGCCAGAUGGAUUUUUCGAGUACGCCCGCGAGAAUAAAAUUGCUGUUCUGGGGAUUUGCUACGGGCUACAACUGAUUGUGAAGGUUUUGGGAGGUGAAGUCAAGCAGGCGGCGAGUCAAGAGUAUGGAAGAAUGCUAAUCAAGACGACGGAAAAGUCCAGUAAGCUCUACGGAGAUUUGGAAGAACCUACAGAGCAGCAGGUUUGGAUGAGCCAUGGUGACGAGGCUGUCAAGUUGCCCGAGGGGUUCACCGUGGUAGCAAGAAGUAGUCAAGGAAAUGUAGCAGCUAUCGAGAACGCUUCGAUGAAUGUUUACGGUCUGCAAUACCAUCCAGAGGUGACACAUUCCGAGCUCGGACUUGAAACGUUAAAGCGUUUCCUGUUGGACAUUGGAGGAAUUUCUCCCGACUGGAAGUUGCAGGAUGUCCUCACAGAGCAAAUUGAGCUCGUGAAGUCGAUGGUUGGUCCAGAUGACUAUGCCAUCUGCGCUCUCUCUGGCGGUGUAGACUCCACGGUUGCAGCCACAAUUGUGCAUAGGGCCAUAGGGGACCGUCUUUUCUGCUGCUUCGUCGAUAAUGGACUGAUGCGGUACAAAGAGCAAGAGCGAGUAAUGGAAACGUUCAAAAGUGACCUGCAUUUGCCCGUCACUUGCGUCGAUGCCACGGAACAAUUUUUAGGAAAGCUGAAGGGAGUAUCUGAUCCAGAGAAGAAGAGGAAGAUUAUUGGCGCCGAAUUCAUCGCUGUGUUUGACGAAUUCUCAACAAAACUUGAGAAGCAGCUCGGCAAAAGACCAGCCUUUCUUGUUCAAGGAACUCUAUAUCCAGAUGUGAUCGAGUCAUGCCCACCUCCAGGUAGUGGAAAAUCGCACUCGCACACCAUCAAGAGCCAUCACAAUGUCGGGGGUCUACCGGCUGAAAUGAAGCUGAAGCUUGUCGAGCCCUUGAAGUGGCUUUUCAAAGACGAGGUGAGAAAGCUGGGCGAGCUUUUGGAUGUCCCAAGCUAUUUUUUGAAACGUCACCCAUUCCCAGGUCCUGGAUUGGCUGUGCGGGUCAUGGGCGAUGUAACGCUGGACAAUGCGCUCGACACACUUCGCCUGGCGGAUGAAAUUUUCAUCAACUGUAUCAAGGAAGCAGGUCUAUAUGAUGAAAUCUGGCAGGCAUUUGCCGUGUAUCUGCCUGUAAAGACGGUAGGAGUUCAAGGGGAUAAGCGAACACAUUCUCACGCAAUUGCCUUGAGAGCGAUCACCAGUCAAGACGGAAUGACGGCUGAUUGGUAUCAUUUCAACACCAAGUUUUUGGCAGAGGUGUCUUCGAAGAUAUGCAAUACCGUAAGAGGAAUCAACCGGGUAGUGUAUGACAUUACAUCUAAACCCCCAGCAACUGUAGAAUGGGAGUAGUUGAGCAGGUGUAACCAGGCAUCCGAUUUUCUUGCGAUUCUUUCUUUAGGAAAUUCUUGUAGGUAGGGGAAUAUUUAUGGCAAGGGGUUCUACAGAGAUGAUGAGCACAUGGCAGUACCAUAGUCUCAUGUUGGGGGCUUCUAUCCGCAGAAGCUGGAGUAGGUUUUUGUUUGGGAUGUAAAUAUCAUUCAGCGGAUUUAAUAUUAUGAAAAGGCUGCGGGUGGGAUGUUAAUGGCCGUUUGGAUGAAGAGAAAGCUUUGUGUCGUUUUUCAGAUAGAGAAAAUUGGUGCAAUUUAGUCGUCUAAUUCCUACCAGUGCCUCCCCCACCUGUCAUUUUUUAUGGGUGCUCUGUUCUAGACCUGUUGCCUAUUUACUGCUAGGCAAUAAUUUGACUCCCCAAUAGCAUGCACUUUAAGGCAACCACUCAACGUGGGAGCUUAAC